Strigops habroptila (Kakapo) is the source of this 4470-nucleotide messenger RNA. RefSeq names its product ceramide synthase 3 (gene CERS3). Gene Ontology annotation, cellular component: membrane. The coding region runs from base 93 to 1238 and encodes 381 amino acids. NCBI's taxonomy places the organism in Eukaryota, Metazoa, Chordata, Aves, Psittaciformes, Psittacidae. The record is from RefSeq and is a predicted model, not a curated record. Gene Ontology annotation, molecular function: DNA binding; sphingosine N-acyltransferase activity. The transcript has 11 exons. Gene Ontology annotation, biological process: ceramide biosynthetic process.
GCAGAAAGAGAAACUGCAAAAUGCUCAGGUCAUUGCUGCCCAGAUGUGUUUGAAGGGACUUCCACACUUCAGGUGCUCCAGGAACCUCAUGCAUGGCGCACAUAUUAAAGACACUCAACAGCUGGUUCUGGUGGGAGAAUAUCUGGAUGCCCAUCAAUGUCACGUGGGCACAUUUUGUAGACCGGGAUGGACUUGUCUUUCCAAAAGCACAUCAAUUAUAUGCCACAAUUCCAUAUGCUUUUGUAUUGCUGAUUAUCCGGUUCUUCAGUGAAAGAUACAUUGCUAUACCUCUAGCAAAAGCCUUAGGUAUAAAGAAUGUAAGACGUGUGAAGCCACAGCCUAAUCCUGUUUUAGAGAGUUAUUUCCGGGAGUGCUCAAAACAUCCAUCCCAAUCAGAUAUUCAAGGCCUUGCCAAGAAGUGCAACUGUACUGUCCGUUUGGUGGAAAAGUGGUUCAGGAGGCGGCGAAACCUUGAGAUCCCAACAGUGCUUCGGAAAUUCCAGGAAGCUUUCUGGCGAUUUUCAUUCUAUCUCACAUCCUCCAUUGCUGGGUUUAUAUUUCUAUAUGAUAAACCAUGGUUUUAUGACAUCUGGCAGACGUGGGUUGGCUACCCAUUUCAGACCCUGCUGCCAUCCCAAUAUUGGUACUACAUGGCUGAGAUUAGUUUUUACUGGUCUCUCUUAUUUACGCUGGGGAUUGACAACAGAAGGAAGGAUUUUCUGGCUCAUGUCGUUCAUCACUUGGCAGCCAUUGGGUUGAUGAGUGGCUCUUGGUGCGCUAAUUAUGUGCGUCUUGGGACACUGGUGAUUUUUGUGCACGAUACUGCAGAUUUCUGGCUUGAGGCAGCCAAAAUGUUUAAUUACGCUCACUGGGAGAAAACCUGCAAUAUGCUCUUUAUCAUCUUUUCUAUUGCAUUCUUCAUCACAAGAAUCAUCCUGUUCCCCUUCUGGAUUCUUCGUGCCACGUUGUAUCAGCCUACGUUCUACUCCACGACUCCUGUCAUAGCGUAUUUUCUGUUCAAUGGGCAGCUGUUGAUCCUCCAAGGCUUGCAUUUAUACUGGGGUUACUUAAUUUUCAAGAUUUUGAAAAGGUUCAUUUUCUUAAAGGACUUGAAAGAUGAUCGCAGUGAUGAAGAGGAGGAAGAUUCUGUUACAGAUAAUGAAGAGGAGUCCACAAAGAAUGGCAACAAGAACAGCUGCGGGUCAAGCAAACACCUCCUAAACAGCAGUCACCACUAGCCCUCUCCUUCCCCACCUCCUGCAGUGAUUUCUGCUCUGGUUUUAACCCAACCUACAGGAUAGAAUUUAAGUCAAAAGGCUUAUGAGAGACUGUGAUUGAUUUAUUGUUGGCUACUGGACCUGGAAAAAAGCCCAGUUUAGAGGGAAGGGAAAAAUUGUAUAACAUGACAAAAUGUGUUAAUGACCUGCUUUCAGAAUCAUUGUGAAGUGUUUGGAAAGACUUUGGACACACACAAAGUGUGUGACAGUGCUCCACAAGGUCAAAGCUCAAGAGCAUCAGAUCAUUUAGUGUCCAAUUCUAACACUGUUUUUCAAUCUGAUAUGUUUCACCAAAUGCUUUAAUUCACAGAUGUUUUGUGGUAGGUCAGUAGUGUGAAUUCCAUUAGGAAGCAAAAUUACUCAAUGUGGCAAAAAUCUGACAGUGGUGUACAGUGACUAGCAUUUCAGUCUUUACUUUUCAGUUUAAACCCUCAUCAGAAUAGCUAUUUUUUGAGUUAGAUUUCAUUUCCUGCAGGCCAGUGGAAGCUAACACAAUGCAAGACAAAUUACUUGCCUCUGAAGAGCUGGCUUCACUGCAGAAAUAUAGUCUUUCUCCAAAAUAUGCUGUAUGAUAGAUGGCUCAAAAAUUGUGUUCUAAGAUUUACCUGUCAAGGAAGUCACUGUUAAAAUAGCAAAAUUCAGCCCCAAUUCUCUAUUGAGCUCUGCGUUUCAGCUCUGUUAUUCUGGCCUCGUCUUAGGAGCAAGUCUGCUAAGUUCUGUUUUGUGGUUCUUGUGUGUUCACGCAUGUAUCUGGGCUCUGGGGGAGCAUGGGACUAGCAGGGAAUGUCAUGUUGUCAGUGCUGUGAAUUCAUUUGAUACCAGGAUCUGUAUUUCCAUCUCUGCUCUUUCUGAAAAUCAGGAAUCACAUUGGCUAGAGUCAAACUUGGAUGCGAGUGUGUGACUUAAGCCACGUUGUUUAUGCUGUGAGAAGUUGUUGGAGUUGAAGUAACAGUGGAUGUUUUACCAGCUCGUCUUACCAAAAGUGCCUCUAUCCUAUGUUUGCGCUUUUGUUUUAAGGCUAGUACAGAGUGCAGCAGCUUUUUUAGUCCUGGGGCUUUCCAAGGAGAGCCCUGGGCCUUUUAAACAGGGUGGUGCCAGUCUCAUUUCCAGAUGCAUUAGCUCACAAAGUUGUAAGUGAUUUAUGUCAUGAGUUUUAGAGGUGAGAGGCUCUCCAUGUGGUUCUACAGUAGCUGAGAUCAUCUGGUGAACUAAAUCCAGUAGCUUGAUAGAGAACAGGGGACCACUGCUACAACAGCCUUAGUGCUGAGCUUUUGUUUUGGAAAGGCUCUUUUCCCCUUAGGUCUGCUCAGGCAGGAACUUGGUGACCUAUGGGAAGCACCAUAUGACUGACUUGUUUUCCCAAGAUUUCCUUGGCAAAGGGGGAUACAAUUCAGUGACUGAAGCAUUUGAAAGAAUGAGAAAUGUUUGGGAUCUCAGAUAUGAAGAAAGUAGUGUGUUCUGUGCAGUCACAAGGAAGUGUAGGAGUACUUCGUCACAGAGGCUGGCAGUGUGAAAGUAUCUACAUAUGGUCUGGUCAACUAGGCCGUGUUUAAUUCUGUGCUUAUAUUUUGGAUCAUGUAAUACCCCAAAUGUUUAUGUUUCACCACAACAAGAACUUACUGAGAAAGGAGAAUGGCCUCCAGCUUCUGAGAAGGAUGGGAAAUGUGCAGGAGUGGAAUGGAACUCCUGUGGUUAAGUAGGGCUGCUCGGGCUGAGCAGGCAGAAUUCCCUCGGUAGCUGUUGUAUAGCACUGUGCUUCCUUACAUAGCUGUGGAGAAUACCUUAAAUACUGCAGUGUGGGUUUAUUGGAAGUGUAAGUACUUAUUACAUCAUCUGAAGCAACUGGUGAGUUUGGCAGGGUCACUGUUGCUUAUCAGGGCCUGUUUAUUGCCUACAUGAAAAGAACUGGCCUUUCUUGACAAAAUGUAGAAACCCGACAUCUUGGAGGCUUUACACUCCCUUUGAGAGCAGUGGAGACAAUGAUGCUUUCUUCAAGACAUAACAGGGGUUUGGGAGAUGGCCAGGGUAUUAUCAUUUAAUUUUGGUGCCAGAAAAACUUUCCUGCUAUGAGUAGGAAAGGAAUUCAGGAAAGGAAACAUGAAGAAUGAAGUUGUCACAGGAGUGAGCCUCUGAACAACUACUGAGUUUUACACUGGAGUUUAUGGUCUGUUUGAGGCCAAAUCUUGUCCUUCCUACUUGGACAAGUCUCCCACUGGAAGCCAGUUAACUCCACUGGAGUCUUGCCUAGGAAAAAUUUUGGAUUGCAGUUAUCCAGCUUAAUUACAAGACCUGUUGUUUUAAAUCGAUGUGAAACUAGGAUCUUAAAGGAAAAGGUAGAUAAAGUCAUUCAAACAUUAAGCGUUGAGGCAAAGUUUGGGUGAGUACAGAAGAAUAUAACUGCAGUUAGGGAAGGCCUUCCAGGGAUUACUGUCAUGGCCAGCUGAAGUGAUGAAACCUGAAAAUUCUGGAUGUAAACCACUAGGCACUGGGGAUGAAUACCAACAGCAUGGAAAGAAGUGGGAACAGACUUGUCACAGUGGGGCUGGACACAUCAGAUUUGUCGUUCCUGAUGUUACAUGUGUUUCAUUUUCCACUUUUUACCGAUAGAAACUCAGAAACAAGAGGCUGACGUCGUGGGGAACAUGAUUCAUGCUAAAGAAAUUAAUGUUAUGGUGCUUCCAGAUUUUCAGUCUAUUCAAUGCCCUUAACAUAGUUUUAAUCUUACUGCGUAAAGAGUCUCCAAAUGCAAGUGCAGCACAGUUGUGGGAAAUGUGUGUGAGCACAGAUGAUAGACUCUACACUACUUUUACCAUUUUAAGGUAAAAAUGGGUCCUGGUUUAAUGAUUUGAUGCUGUCUGGUUUUGCUGUGUCACUUUGACCAUGCCAAAAUAUUUAUGAUUGAAUUAAGAACUGAAAAUGAAAUCUUAGUCCAUUAGACUCAGCAAAAUCUCAUCUGUUGCAUUUAAUCCUGUGAAUUUUGUUCAGGUUCUCCUGUCCAUGUACACCUGAUGCCUCUGUACUACACAGAUUUACUGACCUACUUGGAUUUGAUUUACAGAUCUCCCUUACUCCACAGAACUCAUGUUGUCAAUGUGGAUUAUUCAGUAUAAUUAUCUUUCUUUGUUGUUUAUGGCACUGAAUUUGUCUGGUCCAUCGUGCUCCACACUAGAGAUAAAUGUUUUUUAAAAACGGG